Messenger RNA from Columba livia (rock pigeon), 1993 nucleotides. It is a transcript of the gene TSLIG1, whose product is annotated as zinc finger and BTB domain containing 8 opposite strand. The record is from RefSeq and is a predicted model, not a curated record. The transcript is spliced from 8 exons. The coding region runs from base 622 to 954 and encodes 110 amino acids. Gene Ontology annotation, cellular component: tRNA-splicing ligase complex. Lineage: Eukaryota; Metazoa; Chordata; Aves; Columbiformes; Columbidae. Gene Ontology annotation, biological process: tRNA splicing, via endonucleolytic cleavage and ligation.
GAGCGGCCGGGAGGAAGGCGGGGGAGGAAGGGGCCGCUGAAGCUCCCCUGGGAGCCGCCAUUUUCCGGAGGAUAGGGAAGGGGAGGGCGGUGCGCGCCCCUCGCUCCGCUCUUAAAGCGGCAGCGCCCGGCACUGAGGGGCUCCUCCCGGUUGAGGCCCCGGUGUAGAAGCGGGAAGGCCCGUGGCCGCGGUUUCCUCCGGUCACCACAACUGAGGGCAGACGGUGUCGGGACAGGACCAGACUGCAUCCCAAGUGCUGAAGCUCUCGCCGCGGUGCCCACGUUUCCUACGCCGGGAAGCGAGUGAGUUGGCCAAACCAGCAGCCAUGGCAGCCGACGAGAGGGACUACAACCUGACAGAGGAGCAGAAGGCCGUCAAAGCCAAAUACCCACCGCUCAAUAAGAAAUACGAAUAUUUGGAUCACACCGCAGAUGUGCAGUAAGUGUGGGCAGCUGGGGUUUCUCACUAUGACAAAUUGAGUCACUGCUUUAAGUCCGGAGUAGCUGUUGAGAACUGGUUGCAGAUGUACACCUGGUGGAACUGUGAAAUGUCACACACUGUGGUUUUUGAUGGCUCCAUGCCUGGGGGGACACUUUGGAAGAAGCCUUUGAGCAGUGUGUCAUGGCCAUGUUUGGCUACAUGACCGACACCGAGACCGUGGAACCUGUGGAUACAGUAGAGGUAGAGGCAGAAGGACAUGACAUGUUGUCUCUUCUCUUCCACUUCUUGGAUGAGUGGCUGUAUAAAUUCAGCGCUAAUGAGUUCUUCAUCCCCAGGGAAGUGAAAGUGCUUUACAUUGACCGAAUGCAAUUCAAAAUAAGAUCAAUUGGGUGGGGAGAAGAGUUCUCCUUACCCAAACACCCUCAGGGCACAGAGGUGAAAGCCAUAACCUACUCAGCAAUGCAGAUCUGUGAAGACGAAAAGCCAGAAGUCUUUGUCAUCAUUGAUAUUUAACGCAAGAAAAGUGUGGUCGAGCAGAUGCUUCUCAUCAGCUGGCAGAAGUCCCUUGAAAAGUGUAAUCCCCGAAGUGACUAAGGAAUUGGCCAAUUUGAGUCAUAAAUUGGAGGGAGUCAUUGUGGGGACUGUCAGCCUGUGGAUGGUGAGACAGAAAUACCUGCAGGCCAGGAAAAAAAAGAGCUGGUUGGAUUUUGGGGGGUGUUGAGAAGAAGAAGAGUUGUAGGGGCUGAAAGUCUCUCAGGAUUGCUAGUACUCAGCUUUUAAGGCUUCUAAAUGUUAGAUGCUAUAUGAACUAAACAGAAAUUAGUGGAGCUGUUAGGUAAAAUAGUCUCUUUUUGUAGGGUGGCAGGAGAUAAUGUUCAUCUACAUGAUUUCAUUUGCAGGUUGAAGUGUUCCAAUUCUGAGGUGACGUCCCUCCUCAUAUUAUAUAAAAGGUCCAAAAGACCAAAGUGGGUUGGAUUUAAUGUGGAAAAAAUUCUGUCUGUUCAAAGGACAUCUAAAAAGUACACUAAUUUAAAAAACAAACACACCUUUAGAUUACUUUAAAAAAAGUCAUACCAGCAGGUGGUGCUGAAUUGCUGUAAAUAGAUUUCCACAUGAAAUCCUAAAGCAUGUGAUCAUGUACAUGGAAUCCUAAUAGCUUCUGUUAUCAUUCUAAAAAGUAUUUGCUGCCAUAGAAGGGGAUGUACCAGAUUUUGUCGAGCAAAAGGUGAUUCUCUUAUUUUAAAAAGCAGAUCAUUUGAAUCUGCUUCACUGUCUUCCUUUAGAAAGGACAAUCCAGAGAAUACUUUAAUGUCAAAGGAUAAUGGACUUCACUGAAUCAAAAUUAAUCAAAAAAUAAUCAAAAGUGUGUUUUGUUUUAAAUCACAGGACAGCAAAUGUGCGUUACCUGCCAUUGCUCUGAGUAAGGGACAGUCGGUGCUGGCCUGACCGGCGGUUUUUAUUGUAAAUGCUACAAGUGCCUCGCCUCUGAGGGACUAUCUCAUUUUAUUGUGUCGUAAAGGCAUCUUAAAUAAAUCUGGUUUUAUUCCUAUAU